AUGCCCGACAAGAUGACCAAGCUCAAGAAGCCGAAAAAUACCAAGGAGAGGGAGCCGGACGAGGUCAAGGCAAGAGGUGAGGAGAAGGAGAAGAAGAAGAAGAGACACUCGCAACCGCCGCCCCCAUCGGCACCAUCGUGGGUCUGGUGGCUGGCAGGAGGUCCCAACCAGAGAAAGAAACGGUCGAGUCAUAAGUCGUCUAGCAAGGAGAAGAGCAGCAGCAAGAAGCAUUCCACGAAAGAGCGUUCCUCGGAUAAGAAGAAGACGACGACUACGACCACGACGAAGAGGAAGAAGCACAGGGAGGAAGAAAGCGAGAGCGAGGACGACAGAGACGAGACGAACAGUGCAGCUGGUGAUCUUGGGGUGAUCGACGGUGAGAACGAUUACAGAAUGAUGCCGGGUCAAGCUAAACAGAGCAACAAGAACCACGCAUGGAUUGAUUCACGGAUUGGUGAGCACCAUUCCAGUGUGGGUAUCGAUCGUGCAAACUUGCCCAUGCCGCCCUGGCACCACAGGCCCACAGCGCAGCCUUAUGGCGGCAUCACCUAUACACCUACUAACGAGGAGAGGGAUCCUGCAACGAGGGAUCAGGGGGUUUGUCCCCAAGAGCCUCGCAGGCAAGAUGCCUUCCAACCUCCUCCUGUGCAAAACAAUUACAGAUCAGUCGGGCCCCAGACCACUAGCCAGACCAGCUCUACCAGUACGGCUCAUCAGCAACCUCCUGCUCCACAGAACGACGUUGAAUCAACUAGCCAGGAGAACAGCACGGGUGAUGUCGACCAAGACCACGGUACCCUGCCCACGAUCCAGGAGGAACCCCCCAGGCUCACUAGUCGUCAAAGCAACACCGGACCUGCUGAACAAGAGCAAAGCACUACUACAGCUGCCCGUGAUACCACCACUGGCUCGGGUGACGGAUGCGGUGUCACGGACAAGGGGGGAGAUGAACAAGAGUCGAAGGAGCCAGCUAGUCCACAGGCGGGCGAGAAUGAACCCAAGAUAUCAGAUUCUACACACAUGAUCGCCAAGAAGACAGAGGAUUCUCAAGUCAAGGAGCAAGCUAUCGAGUCGAAGAAGUCAGUUAGCCCACCGGUCGAGGAGAAUAAGCCCAAGAUAUCAGAGUCUACAGACACGACCGCCAAGGCAGAGGAUCUUCAAGCCAAGGAACAAGUUAUCGAGUCGAAUGACUCACAGGGGGAUCAACAAGAGUCACAGGGGACAGAUGAAUCACGAGUUAAUGAUAAUGAAUCAGCAAAGUCAAGUCAAUCGUCAUCUUGCACCGUAACGUAA
This is a messenger RNA of Fusarium vanettenii 77-13-4, 1293 nucleotides long. RefSeq lists its product as uncharacterized. The record is from RefSeq and is a predicted model, not a curated record. Bases 1 to 1293 code for a protein of 430 amino acids. NCBI's taxonomy places the organism in Eukaryota, Fungi, Ascomycota, Sordariomycetes, Hypocreales, Nectriaceae. The transcript has a single exon.